CACGACCCUCGACACGGCGGGGCCCAUCCUACUGGCAUCUCAGCGCACACUCAGCCCUGCGGUUAACGGCCAAAGGCAGUACUUGAACGCUGCCAUGUUACGCAGGUUCUGGAAACCUGUCGCUGCAACCGCCUUGUUCAUCGGCACUCCAACUUACUUGUACUACCGCUACUACAGCAAACAACGAGCCAACUCCAUCGAAAUUCCUGUCCGCUUGCGUGGGGAAGACGGGAAACCCAUCGUUUCCACCCGUACAUUCCCCAUGCUCUCCCAGUCCGCCGUUGACGAGCGUCUCUACGAACAUGCCAAACAGGAAUCCCUGCGGAGAGGCAGGACAAAAUGGUCCCGAAUGAUUCCCAUCGAGGAUGCACAUGCCCACGCUAUCGUUGCACGGGAUCCAGAUGACCCACUGGCCCCUGGCGAGUGGCUGUUCUUUACUGUCAUGGAUGGGCAUGCGGGACCGCACACCUCCCGGUUACUAUCAAAGACCCUCAUCAACGCCGUCGUUUUGGAGCUUUCCAAUCUCAUAAAUGACACAAAAGGCUAUAAAUUGUCCUGGAGAGCGACCGUGCAGAGUCCCGAUAAAAUAUCGCUGGCUAUACAGAAGGCAUUCACCAAGCUCGACGAAGAGUUAAUGUCUGCGCCACUCAAGCUUUUGGGUGCUAAUUUCGACAAGGAAGCUCUAAAAUCAAGGCAAAUACCGGAUUUGAGUCAACAUCCACUUGCAUUGCCCGUAAUGCUUCCAGCCGUUUCUGGUGAACGUUCCGCCGCAUAUGCGUACCCCUGAUGCUUAUAUUCGUCUAGGAAGUUGUGCGUUAAUGGCUGU
Pisolithus orientalis is the source of this 826-nucleotide messenger RNA. RefSeq lists its product as uncharacterized. The record is from RefSeq and is a predicted model, not a curated record. The transcript has 2 exons. Bases 95 to 787 code for a protein of 230 amino acids. Lineage: Eukaryota; Fungi; Basidiomycota; Agaricomycetes; Boletales; Pisolithaceae.